GGUGCGAAACAAUACAUUUGUCAACUUUUCUGUAUUGGAAUGAUAAAUAGGAAUGGAUGUUUGUAAAUGUUUAAUAAAACGCUUGUUGUUAAUUAUAACUUUAACCUUGACGGACUGGAAGAAACGGCUUUCGCCAAAGUCCACAUCUCUUUUCUUCUUGCUUAAAAAGCAAGAUUGAUACAGAUACAGAAAUGAUAAGUGAGCAGUAUUUGAGACAAGUUAAAAGAAGUACCAGCAGCAAAAUUCUUCGCCAUCUGUGUACCGUGAAAUCUGGGAAUUAUGUUAAUAAAUCUAAAUAAUCUAAAACUAGCUAACAUAUAAUUAAUCUAAAGUGGCUAACAAAUCUAAAUAAUCGAAACAUCAUGUAAACAAGGGGCACCCAAUUGCAAACUUUUACCAAGCAUAUUUCUAUGAAACGUAACAAGUGGAUUUUUAUUAAACUGUUUCCAGAAAUCAAGCCUUGCUUAUGUAGCACAUUAGGUAGGUAGGUCACACGCACAAUAUGUAUUAAUAUUUUUUCAAAAUAUUCACUCAUGUAUAUGUGCAAGAUAAUGAAAGUUAUGUAGAUGAAUGUAUUUUAUGUAGUUUCAAAGAAGUACAUUGCGUAAAUUUUCAAUUAACCAACCGAAUUUCCAUUUGUGCUGAGCAUAUAUAUCAUCUAAGUUGUAUUAUAACAAAGCUUAUAGUUCUCUGUGUAGCGGACAAACAUCAGGUCUAGCGGAAUGUAACCAUACGAUGGAAGAAACGAUGUUUUAGAAGAUCUUAUGGAUAGCAAUACAGAUGAGAAACCCUAUGUGUGUGAAGAAUGUAAGAAGUCAUUUAGUCGAAAGAGCAAUUUGAACAAGCAUAUGCUUAUUCAUACUGGAGAAAAACCUCAUAUGUGUGAAGUAUGUAAGAAAUUGUUUAGUCAAAAAGGAGGUUUAUACAUGCAUAUGCGUAUACACACGAGAGAAAAACCUCAUAUGUGUGAAGUAUGUAAGAUGUUGUUUAGUCAAAAAACUCAUUUAAAGGAGCAUAUGCUUAUUCACACAGGAGAGAAAUCUCAUGUGUGUGUAGUAUGUAAGAAGCUGUUUAGUCUAAAGGGUAAUUUAAAGAAGCAUAUGCUUAUUCAUACAGGUGAAAAACCUCAUGUAUGUGAAGUAUGUGAAAAGUCAUUUAGUCGAAAGCGUAAUUUGCACGACCAUAUGCUUAUUCACACUAGAGAAAAACUUUAUAUGUGUGAAGUAUGUAAGAAGUUGUUUAGUCAAGAGAGUAGUUUAAAGAAACAUAUGCUUAUUCACACAGGAGAAAAACCUCAUACAUGUGAACUAUGUAAGAAGUCAUUUAGGCAAAAGCAUAGUUUAAACAAACAUAUGGUUAUUCACAUGGGAGAAAUACAUCAUAUAUGUGAAGUAUGUAAAAUGUCAUUUAGUCAAAAGAGCAGUUUAAAUGAGCACAUGUUUAUUCACACUGGAGAGAAGCCUCAUGUAUGUGAAGUAUGUAUGAUUGCAUUUAGUAAAACAGAUAGUUUAAACAAUCAUAUGCUUAUUCACACUGGAGAGAAAUCUCAUAUAUGUGAAGUAUGCAAGAAGUUGUUUAGUGAAAAGGCUGAUUUAAACAUGCAUAUGCUCAUUCACAGAGGAGAAAAACGUCAUGUGUGUGAAGUAUGUAAAAAGUCAUUUAGUGAAAAGGGUAAUUUAAAGAAGCAUGUUCUUAUUCACACAGGAGAGAAACCUCAUGUAUGUGAAGUAUGUGAAAAGUCAUUUCGUCGAAAGGAAAAUUUGAAUGAGCAUAUGCUCAUCCACACUGGAGGUAAACGUCAUAUGUGUGAAGUAUGUAAGAAGUUGUUUAGUCAGAAGGGAGGUUUAUACAUGCAUAUGCUUAUUCACACAGGAGUGAAACCUCAUAUGUGUGAAGUAUGUAACAAGUUGUUCACUCGGAAGGGAGGUUUGGACAUGCAUAUGUUAAUUCACACAGGAGCAAAACCUCAUAUCUGUCAAGUAUGUAAGAAAUCAUUUAGUCGAAAGGAUACUUUAACCAAGCAUAUGGUUGUUCACACUCGAGAAAAAAAUCAUAUUUGUGAAAUAUGUAAAAAGUCAUUUAGUAGAAAGGAUACUUUAAACAAACAUAUAAUCGGUCAUACUGGAGAGAAACAUCAUCUGUAUGAAGCUGUUUAGUGAAAUGUGCAUAUGCUCAUUAACAUUGGAGAAAAACCUCAUGUGUGUGAAGUUUUCAAGGAGUAUAGGCUUAUUCACACAGGAUAAAAACUCUGUGUGUCUUAAGUAUGUAAGCAGUCAGUCAUUGGAAAAGGUAGUUUAAACAAGCAUAUAAAUAUUCUCGCUGCAGAGAGAUAUGCAAUGUAAAAUGUCAUUUAUACUGAAGAUUGAUUUAAAUCUACAUAGGGCACAACUAUAUGUGAAAGAAAUUUUGAGAUUUAGGUAUAUAACAACUGAUUUGGAGAGAUGAACCUGAAUAAGCAUAUUGAUCUAUACCAGCGGUUCUCAACCUUUUGACUAACGCGUACCAUCUAAACAAAAAUUGAAAACCUUUAGUACCACCACUACAACAAAGUACUACUACCACCGUGAACAAAGCUCAGAUCGCAUAAAUUUCUGAGAGAAAACUCAAUCAGGAUGUUGGGGCUUUAAUUUUUGAAUUUAACAGUUAAAAAUAUUUUUCUUCUUUACAUACCACCUAUUUUUCUCUCGCGUACCACCGUUGAGAACCUCUGAUCUACAUAGUAGAGAACCUGUUUUUUUAGCAUAUGCUAAAUUAGUAACAUGCUAUACCUGCGAAUGAAUUAAGGCAUGUCUGUGCAAUAAAACCUGAUUAUCUUAUCUCAAGACUGAGAUCAGUUCCACCAGAUUGCUGAAUAUCUUAGUUUUUUUAAAUAUAUUCAUUGUUAAGAUUUGUAGAUUUUAAUGCUGGGAGAUAUAAAACCUACCACUGAGGCUGUGUUAGAUAUGUAAAUGAUUGUUUGAUCAAAAUGAAAAUAUAUAUAUAUAUAUAUAUGUUUUCACAAGAGAAAGCAUAUCAUUUAUGAAGAUAAAUUUUUUAAGUUAUUCUAAACUUCUGUGGGCUUUGAAUUAAACUCUUGACUUUUUCUGAAUUUAAUACAGAUACCAAGCACAGCUUUGUUAUUAAUGAUAUAAAUGUCUUUCUUAUGCAUGUUAUGAAAUAAUGUGUUAAGUACUUCCAUUGAUGGUAAACAAAACCUGAAAAUCAAGUCUGUCCUGCUCCAGCAUCAAAUGUGCCAGUGUAUUAUGUUAUAAAAAACUAAUAGAUGGUUACCACGUAUUGUGUUGGGAAUGAGAAAUUAGGUUUUUCUCAAAUAUUUCAAGUCAGAUUUUGGACAUACUAAGUAGAACAACCCCAUCUGUUACACAAGAAAUUCGGAAAAAAUCAUUUCGAUGCAGCGUUCUUCUAAUGGCAGGAUUAAGCUUAUCCUAAAAUUAUUCUGAAGGCUCGUUUGCAUUAUAAAAUUCUGAAUCAGAGAAAUACAUAUGAAAUUGAUGAUUGCUUUUGAAUCGGAAUUUGAUUAAUCUGAUAUAAACUUGGGAAAUAAAAUGCUUGAAUUCUGAAUAUGUGAGAUGAAAAGUUUGACCAGUCAAAGAUAUGGAAGUUAUCAAGAGGCAAUUUGUUGAUGCUGCAUGCUGAGCAACAUUGUGCAAAUGUCAGUUGCAAUAAAUAAUUUUAUCAAUAAUUUAAAUGUUGCAAAUCAUCUUUCUUUAUAAAAUGAAAAAUAAAAAUGUUCUCAAAGCUAAAA
This is a messenger RNA of Stegodyphus dumicola, 3745 nucleotides long. RefSeq lists its product as uncharacterized. Gene Ontology annotation, biological process: regulation of DNA-templated transcription. Gene Ontology annotation, molecular function: RNA polymerase II cis-regulatory region sequence-specific DNA binding; DNA-binding transcription factor activity, RNA polymerase II-specific. NCBI's taxonomy places the organism in Eukaryota, Metazoa, Arthropoda, Arachnida, Araneae, Eresidae. The record is from RefSeq and is a predicted model, not a curated record.